Molecule: messenger RNA, 618 nt
Organism: Naegleria lovaniensis
Lineage: Eukaryota; Heterolobosea; Eutetramitea; Acrasida; Naegleriidae
Exons: 1
Coding region: 1-618 (205 amino acids)
Source: RefSeq, a predicted model, not a curated record
AUGUUCUUUAACGCCAACAACAAUAACAACACUAACAACAACACCAUCAAUACCAACAAUACCAACAACAAUAACUCAUUCUUCGUCAUCACUAACAACACUACUACUACCACUACUACAAGAACCACAACAACCACCACAGCAGCUAUUGCUGCCGCCUUUGCGGCAAUCGCAGCAGGCAUCAUUCAGACCGUUCAUCACCAUCCAACUCCAAUUCCACCACCAAUCCCCAUUCAACAACAACAACAACAACAACAUCAACAGAAACAACAACUCUCGAAACCCUCCUCUAAAUCUUCCUCCUCUGAUAUUUCCUUGAAAGAUCAAUUAGAUUUCCUGCUUCUGUUAGAUAUUUUACUGAAGUCAUUGCUUUUGGACGACUCAAAGAAGGGAUCAGAUUUGCGCUAUCGCUAUUAUAAUAGAGAGGAGGUUGUUGUUGUCGAAGAAGAAGAACGAGAAGAAGAAGAAGAAGAAUUUAGAGUGUUUAGAGGCUUUAGGAGAGGAGGCUUUAGUGGCUGUUGUGGAGUAGUAGGAGGAGUGAAUAGUAGUAGUAGCAGCAACGGAGUAGUGGUUGGAGGAAAUAGUUAUUGGGCUAAUAGCUGGCAGAACUGCUCAUAA